GUUGACCAUCAAACUGGAUGAGUUUAUAAGAGAAGCUAAAAUUACGACAUGUUCUGAAGAUAAUUUUGAAAACACAUUAACUGAAAUGAGAAAGAAGUACAGAAUAAGGGACAAGGUCCUACUGGUAAAAUGUGCAGUCACCAUUGCAUUCGUCAUCAUCGUGUUCUUCCUGCAUUCUAUACCGGAGUUCAAUCGAGUGUCCCUGGGUUGGACGGCGUUGCUGGGCGCGCUGCUACUGCUGACUUUGGCAGACCGCGAGGAUCUGGAGCCGGUGCUGCACAGGAUCGAGUGGUCCACUCUGCUUUUCUUCGCCGCGCUCUUUGUGCUUAUGGAGGCUUUGUCCAAAUUAGGUCUGAUUGGCUACAUCGGAGGGUGGACAGAAGCUCUUAUACUUCGAGUAGAUGAAAGUGAUCGAUUGGCUGUAGCCCUUAUCAUAAUGGUCUGGGUAUCUGGUAUAACAUCAGCGUUUGUGGACAACGUACCUCUGACUACUAUGAUGGUUCGAGUGGUGACGUCAUUGGGCACCCAUCCUACGCUUAACCUGCCCAUGGAACCGCUUAUAUGGGCGUUAUCCUUCGGCGUCUGUUUGGGAGGUAACGGUACCCUAAUCGGUGCCAGUUCAAACGUGGUGUGCGUCGGAUUGGCAGAACAACAUGGAUAUAAAAUUACUUUCAUGCAGUUCUUCAAAAUUGGCUUCCCAGUCAUGAUAGGACACUUAGUAGUAGCUACAGCUUAUUUGUUAUUAUGCCAUUGCGUUUUCACAUGGCAUUAGAGAGCUUUGCUAUUCAAAGUAUGUAUUUACUGGCUCCUCAUAUCAUUAUCAACAGCUUAUAAGCGCCAACUGCUGAGGAAAGGCCUAUUCUCUUGCGGUUUGAGCAUUGAUCACCACGCUUGCUCAAUGUGGGUUGACGACUUUAAGUUUAUAGAUAGAAAUCCCACGUUCCCUUUUGAUGUUUUCCUUCCCUGUUUGUCAGUGGUGGUGUCUAAAUAAUCAUAGAACGUACAUAUAGCUGUAUAAUUAUAGCUGGCUCAUCCACUAUUACAUGGUAUUCAUAACACGGUGAAAAAUGGGUGAUUUAUUGCAAUGAUUAUGGGAGUAUGUGCCUGU
Molecule: messenger RNA, 1108 nt
Organism: Spodoptera littoralis (African cotton leafworm)
Lineage: Eukaryota; Metazoa; Arthropoda; Insecta; Lepidoptera; Noctuidae
Source: the annotation of a GenBank genome assembly